UUACAGGUCGACUGAUAUUUUUCCGAUAGUUCUGUAUGUCUAUUAUGGGCCAUUGGUACCUUCCCACUGCUUUUGAUCUCUUAAAGUUAGUGACGAACGAUAAAAUAUCGUAGAUGCCUUCAUUGGUUGUGUUGGGACGACGGUGGAAUAUUGCCAGUGAUGAUUUCGUAUUUCCAUCUUUGUCCGAAAUAUUAGUUCGCUUAGCGUGGAUAUCACUGACAUGCAUUAUAUUUAUGUUGAAGAAGUGGGAAAGUUGCACUGGCCAACACUUUCUCAUUAGUCUUUUUUCAUUAAUUAGUAUCAAUGGCAUAACUAUUUUAACGUGUUUUGUCAUGGCCGUGGUUAGUGCGCGUGGAUCUAUCCUGGAACCACAUAAGCGACAUCACGUCACAAAAAUUAUCUACAUACGUGUACCAUUGUUUAUUUGUGAAAUUACCAUUACUGGUGUAUCAACGAUCUUCGCUUAUGGAAGUUCAGUUCCAUGUAGUCUUAUUACUAUACUGCGUUUAACAGUUUUGCUUCAAUGGGCCCUGAUAGUAACAGUUUUAGUUGGUAUUGCUAUUGUAUUUAAUCCAUCUGGUGGUAAUCGUAUACAGCCAAGUUUCCGGACUGAAAAUCGAGUUUGGAUGUUACGUCUUAAGUUGUUUUUGUUGAAAAGAAAUGAAGCAAUGCGUGCAGCAUUAAAGGAUAUUGCCAUUCUUACAACAUCAUUUUUUGCCGACGUUGAUCUGGUAGCAUCCGACAUUCUAGCUGGUCUUCUAUUGCUUGUUCAUGCUCCUCAUCGACCACCCAGUUCAACCACUUAUGUCCCGGAAAUCGAACCACCAGAUUGGAUGACAUUGGAGAAUGCGCGUUAUAUGGCAAAAUAUAUAGCAGCCAUAUAUGGUUGGGAAAUUUACAUGUUUUACAAUUGUGGUUGUUGCGAUUGGCUAAAAGUAUGUAAAAAGAUUAAAUGUUGUGGAAAAUGCUGCAACAGGCAAGAUUUUCCGAUUAGAGGUGAUAAUUGCUGUGCAUGUGCUACAGCUACCUUCCUGGCAGUGACAGAGUGUAAGGAAACUGAUAUCAUCUUCGUUUCAUUUGCAAACGAACUCUAUCAGGUGCCGUUUGUUGUACUUGUGGAUGUAAAAGCAAAAAGUAUUGUAAUAACUAUACGUGGUACAGCUUCGAUGAUGGAUGCGAUCAAUGAUUUAUCGCUUGAUGAUGAAGCAUUUUCAGUAGAUGUCGAUCAGGAUCCGAUUCUUUCUCGAGAUGAAAAGUUGGAUGCUCCUGAUAAGGAAGUGCGCGUACAUCGUGGUAUGUUGCGUAGUGCAAGAUAUGUGCUUGAAGUAUUACGUGCGGGUCGUAUUUUAGAAGGUUUAAAAAUGAGAUAUCCGGAUUUUACACUCGUUUGUUGUGGACAUUCAUUAGGUGCUGGAGUUGCAACAUUGCUUACAUUGCUCCUCAAGCAAUCAUUCAGUCCUAUACAGUGUUUUGCAUACUCUCCUCCAGGAUGUGUCAUCAGUGAAAAUGGUUUAAGAGAAACACAAAAAUACGUAUUUAGUGUUUACAUUGGUGAUGAUAUUGUCCCACGAUUAUCAUUUCAGACAUUAUGUAGGUUGAAAUAUGAUGUGAUCAUGUCAUUGGCAUACAGUAAUUCACCGAAAUAUAAAGUUCUGCUUCGCGGUUUUUAUCAGUUAUGUUUUUCUCAUCCAUGGCAAACUGGUCAAGAUAAUCAUGAGGAGGAUGCAACUGUAAACAUUAAUGAUCGACUCCCAUUAGUUUUCCAUAGUUCUCUUUUGAUUAUUGAUGAUAAUGCAGAUAAUGCAGGGGAAAACAAUCCUGCUGAAAGAUGGGCAAAAAAGCGGACGAAGUCAUUUGUUUCAUUUCUAAUCAGUCUGUACUACAGCUCGCUGAAUGAAAUCAAGCUGUCAAGUGCUGUUAUCAGUGACCAUUUACCAUAUAAUGUGUUAAAAGUGCUUAACAUGGAGCUUAACUUAGAUGCCUGA
Loa loa (African eye worm) is the source of this 1985-nucleotide messenger RNA. RefSeq names its product lipase. The transcript is spliced from 13 exons. Gene Ontology annotation, biological process: lipid metabolic process. NCBI's taxonomy places the organism in Eukaryota, Metazoa, Nematoda, Chromadorea, Rhabditida, Onchocercidae. The record is from RefSeq and is a predicted model, not a curated record. The coding region runs from base 114 to 1985 and encodes 623 amino acids.